CAGGACGUUGCUGGCUAGCUUUCCUUCAGGCAGAAGACUGAACCUCUGCAAGUGAUUGAACAUUAAAACUACGCCAUGGAUGAAAAUGGAAGAGAUAUCACAUGCUUGGAUCCUAUAGCAACUGCAGCAUUAAAAGCUGCUAAUAUAAGCAGAGACAUGCUGCCCAGCCUCUCUAAGGAGGACUUGCGUGAUCUCCUUCCCGGGCCUGAGCACUUCAGAAGAAGAAGAACCAUUUGGAGACUCAAUCAUGAUGAAAAUGAGGGCCAGGAGACAGACCUGUGUAGACCGAGUACCUCCCAUGGGACUUGUGAUUUCAGCCCUAUUCCUACCCCCCAACCUUCCUUGUUUCCCUCCUCUUCCUCCUCCUGCCCCAACCCCUCUCCAUCCCCCGUCUUUUCUCCACCCUCCUUCUCCUCUCAAAGCCCACAACCCCAACAUGGUGCCAGCAGAACCGUACAGCUUCCCAGUCCACUGUAUGUUUUAUACACAGACACAGAAUUGGAGCAAUCACGAAGCACCUUUUCUGAAAAGCAGCGUGCUGGAGAAGAAGGAGACUACGUCCUUUCCAAAGAUCUUCGCUGUCGAUUAAUCAGGAAUACAGUCACAAGCAUGCUUUCCAUUAAAAGAGCAGCUGGGGAUGACUUUAACUAUCCAUGCAGCCGUGAACUCACUGUAAUGGCGAAGCGUCUGAUUGAGUACUACCCAAUGCUUCGGGACAGAUCUCAAACCAGUAGAGCUGAGUGGGAAACUGUGAAAAAGCAGCUUUUGAAAAGGGUCCAGAAUGUGACAACCCCCAAAAAGAAGCAGGGUUCAACUCCUUCAAGAAAGAGGCCUAGGAGUUUAAGCUUUCAGAGCAGCCAUGAGACGUCCACUGAUGAGACUGAUGAAUCCACUGCAUCAACCUUGAUCUUGGAGAGAUCACCACCAUCUCGAUGCAGCACCCCGGAGGCUGAACAGUUAUGUGCAUCAGAAACUGAGAGCCCACAGACCCAGGCGAGACACUAUAAGACUCUACAGGCGAUGUAUAAAACUAAGGCCAGACCGAACAAGAUGGAUGUUGCUCAGCUCCUGGACCUCGAAAUCCAAGCGAGAAGGGCCUUCAUUGACUCUGAUGUUACAAAGGAGCAGGACAGGCCUUCCAAGAUUCUUAAAGCUUAUCCUUGCUUUGGAGAACUGGAUCAUCUAAUGGAUGAACUACGGCGGGUCCUCAAUCAAGGCAACUCCCACUUCUUAACGGAACUUAAGACCCGGUGGGGGACCUUUUGUGAGAGGGCACAGUUUUAUGGAGUUUUCAAAAAGCUCAUGAGGCCUCCGCAGCUUGACAAAGUAAAGCACUCAAUUGCCAUGAUGAAGGCUUUACCAGAGAUGUUCCCAUCACCUCUGGCCCCACCCAAGAAGUUAAGGCACGCAAGUGAGGCUCUGCUCCACGUCCUUGAGGUAAGAAAAUGUAUAAGAAUUUUCUCAUGUCGAUACAAAGAGUGAAAUGUUGUGAUCAUA
Molecule: messenger RNA, 1497 nt
Organism: Gymnodraco acuticeps
Lineage: Eukaryota; Metazoa; Chordata; Actinopteri; Perciformes; Bathydraconidae
Exons: 7
Coding region: 76-1482 (468 amino acids)
Source: RefSeq, a predicted model, not a curated record